Molecule: messenger RNA, 1227 nt
Organism: Cyanidioschyzon merolae strain 10D
Lineage: Eukaryota; Rhodophyta; Bangiophyceae; Cyanidiales; Cyanidiaceae
Product: probable homocysteine S-methyltransferase
Exons: 1
Coding region: 1-1227 (408 amino acids)
Biological process (GO): S-methylmethionine cycle
Molecular function (GO): S-adenosylmethionine-homocysteine S-methyltransferase activity
Source: RefSeq, a predicted model, not a curated record
AUGACCGACCUACGACCAACUUUCGGGAAGCGACCUCUGCGGCGCUCCGCAAUACUGGAGCACUUGGCGGCAAUUCGUUAUCGUACGGGUCGCCGCUACCCUUGCGCCAUACUGGACGGCGGCUUUGCUACCGAGAUAGAACGAUUAGGGCACGAUCUGUCGACGACUGCAACCCAAGGAGAAUGGGCAGCAGCCGUGCUUCACAAAGCGCCGCACGAUGUGCAGCGAGUCCACAGGCGAUACCUGGAAGCAGGUGCUGAAAUCCUGACAUCUGCCUCUUAUCAGGCUUCUAUGGCGAGCAUUCCGACUGCAGUGGAGGUUCUAGCUCGGUCUCUUGAUCGACUUGACACACAAGCGUCGUAUGUACUGCGGGCUGUGUCGCUAGGCCCCCUGGCUGCUAGGCUUGGGGGCGGCCUCGAGUACCGCGGCUACGCGGAUACCGAGCUAUUUGCGGCGGGUGAUGAGGCCGCACGUGAAACGUUUCGGCGGUAUCACGAGCCGCGUAUCGCUGCAUGUGUACCGUUUUUUGCGGAAAACUCGAAUGACCGGGAUCUCACGGGCGAUGGCACGGUUCCGCGAGCUGACUUUAUCCUCUUUGAAACCGUACCAGACGCCCUCGAGGCAACGUGUAUUUCGGAGCUCAUGACCAGUGAUACGCGAUUCGAGAACAUACCGUGGGCCAUAUCGUUGCAGUGUCGACUGGCAUCGUCAUCGCCGCCUCUAGCGCCUGAGUCCUCAGAGCGCUGCACCAACAUGCCGCAGCUGGCUGGCGGCGGCCCAGUACCCUCUGUUGUUGAAGAGUUGCUUGUGUCGAGUUUUGGGCCUGAUCCCGAAAGCGGUACGCGAAACGGUCCGCUCUUCAUUGGAUUCAACUGCUGUCCUCCGUGGUUGAUCCGCCCGAUACUUGAAAGCCUCCAGCGGUGUCGUCAUCCGCUGGCGCGACAGUGUGCUAUCUUGUCCCGGACUUUGGAACGAACCGAGGUCAGGUCCGCUGACAAAUGGGCAAACUUCGCCGGUUGGGCCGUGUACCCAAACUCGGGGGAAAUGUGGGACCCCGGAACCCAGACUUGGGGACGCCCAUCGGCCUCGACGCUGGAUCCCGAAAACGACGCGUUUUGGCAGUAUCACGUACCCGUGUGGAGCGCUCUUGGCGCUACGAUCAUCGGUGGCUGCUGUAGAAUCGGACCCCAGGGCAUUUCAGCGUUGGCGCGUGUCGUUCUUGGAUAG